UCAGUUUGCGCUGCUCUCUGUUGGUGGAAGGUUGUCUGUCUUCCAUAUAAUCUUGUUCCGAGAUCAACAUUUCACGUUACGGUUUACCAGUGUUUAAAAGAGGACAGAACUGUUAGAAAUUUAUUCCUCUCAGUACACAGAUCGGCGACAUGGGCUAAGUUAAACCCUGUGGACGUUUUAUUUUUCGUUGCUUAUAAGUUUUUUCGAGUGAUGUAUCAAUCGUAUACACCUGUUUUAUCCGUGUUUAUUUCGAACUGUAAACCACCGAGACUACGAACUUGUAGUUAAUGACAGAAGUACAAGUGUUUUGUGUGUUUGUUUAGUUUAGAACUUUUAUUUAUUUUCAAAGACAUAAGUGAUAUGGCUAAUACUAGUGGAGGAGCUGUGCAUUACGCGCAACCACAACAACAACAGCAGCAGACUAACAAUCCAUACCAAUGCAAAGAAUGUGGAUUGUUCCUGAAUUCGGCCGAAUCUUUGGAUGUCCAUCUCCAGUACACCCAUAAAGAGAAUGUGCUCACUAAAUGGAGUAGUGGUGGUAUUAUUAAACAAGAGGAAAACAACAAUGCAAAAUCAAGCAUGUUGAAACGUGAGUUCGCAAUGAAUAACAGUAAUUCUUCAGAUAAUUCUGAUUCCGUUGCCAAAUCAGAAGUUGAUUAUAGUAGAACCUCCCCUGUUUAUGGGCAUCCGCCUACACCCCAAUCAAAUCAUAGUUCAUCCCCUUAUCAAAGUCACGAAAAUUCAGCAUUCUCCCCUCAUUAUCAACAUUAUCAACAAGUGAAAGUCGAGCAAUUAUCCCCCAAUCAUCAAUAUCAUUCUAACUACCCCCAUAUCAAUGAACAACAAUCGUUCUACCCCAUCCCUCAAUUAGAUUCAGUUAAUCAAAAUCAAGUUUACGAACAAGAUUAUCAUCAGUCCAGCUCUCUUAAUUCUUAUCGAUACAAUCCAUAUCAACGACCUUCGCAAUCCCAAAUUUCGUCAGUUCAACUCUCUUCCGGUCAAGUGUACCCUCCUCAACCCACCCCAUCUCCAAGUCCACAAACCUGUGAUAAAUGUGGCUACGUAUGCAACUCAGCAUCCCAGUUGGUGGACCACAUCAACAUGGCACAUCCGCCAACACCUGCCCCUCAUCUGAAUUCGUAUCAAGGAAAUCCACAUUAUUUGUUUGGCAAUGAGGGUCAGCAAAUGCAUAGUCAGAUUAAAGUAGAGGAGCAAAGCGAGAUCUUAGAUUUGGACUCGCAUCAAGUUUUCUCGAAAGAUGAUAAGAGAAACGGUUCCAACCAGAGCCAGAUUCCACACAAUAUUUCGUCGUUGGUGGGAAAUUGGUCCCAGCCUAACGAUAACAUGCAAGCUCAACACCAAGAUAGAAUGGCUAUGGUAAGUGAACACAUCAAGAGAUUCGACCCAGCUGUUCAUCAUGUUCCGGAUUUCCUAUCCAAUGGAUCAGCGCUAACUCAAAGAUUAUCACCUACGUCUAGUUUCGGAGGCUACGAGCACUUAUCAUCUCCGCCAACAACUUCCGUUAUGUCUCCGUCACAACAAGUUCCUACUGCGCCACCUACUGCUCCCCCUACAGCACCGACAACAAAAAGUGCUAGUUGGAAGUCAAACGAAGCCAGAAGACCAAAAACCUACAAUUGCACCGCUUGCAAUAAAUGGUUCACAAGUUCUGGCCAUUUAAAGAGACACUACAACACCACGCUGCACAAGAACGCAGUUAAAUCCAGUGGUCAACCUGAUCCAGCGUCUCUUCCGAUCAGCGCUCAUCAUCACCCAGCUAGAGAUAACGCCAACAGUAGGGAUGGAAGCACCUCGAACAGCCCUAACGGCGAUUCAAGAUUGGACGAUGGAAGCAACCCACACAUGCCUCAGCCUCAUCUCGAUAGGCCGGCAACCAUGUCUGGUCACCUCCAACAACCACCAAAUGGACCAUACGACCGACAGCCCGCAGUUCCACCGAGCUUUCUCCAGAGCCCAACCCUGGUGAGCCCAAUGCUAAGCUUGAACAAUCUGACAUCUAAUGGCAAUUCCCCAAACGGGGAAGCAGGCCCCUCAACAGCAAUGAACAUGGAGUCGAGGGGUCUGCUCCCAAUCAGUACCAAUUCUCACACUAUCCCCCCUGGUUUCAGUAUGGCGCCCCAUCUAAUGCCUAUGGAGCCCAGCCAGUUUCAGAUCUACCCAAACGAGGAGGCCCCCCACGUUACGCAGGAUAUGGCUAUCAACAGCCUCAAUACUACUGGUGAGGAGUUUAUCAACACCAGCUUCAACCGUACUUCGCAGAUAUUGCCGAGUUUCGACGAGAUCCAAUCUCUGCGCUACGGACAUAGGAGUUACGAUGAUGCGAACGUGGGGGGCGGGGCUUCGGCAACGAACCCUUAUCUCUUCAUGAAUGAAAGUUAUGAAAACGCGGUGGCCAUACCAGAGGACUUCAACAAGGAGAAUCAGUUCGACGACAAUCGACUGACCGAGACUGAUGGAGGCAUAUACGUAUAUCCAGCCGAUACGUUGUACGUGCUUGCCGACUCCCCUUACCUCGACUUGGCCAACAACAACAAUUUGGAGGGCACCAAAUGGAGUCCCGAACUAGAAAUUUUGAUGCCCAAAGAGGAAAUCCCGGUAGAAAGCACUUCCAAAGCGAAGCCGGCUAAAGAGAAGCCUGUCGGAGAGUUUGUAUGUGUUGAGUGUGAUAAGAAAUUCAAUAAAGCUUGCUACUUGACCCAGCACAACAAGAAUUCGCACUCUGGAGAAAAACCCUUCAAGUGCACCAGGUGUGGAAAGAGAUACCACGACCAGGCUGCUUACGAGACCCAUAUAUCCAAACAUGGUGAUGACAAACCGCACAAAUGCCACAAGUGCAGGAAAAUGUUCAAUCACAAGACCGAUUUGAGACGACACAUGUUUUGUCACGCUGGAAUCAAACCGCAUUAUUGUGAAACCUGCCAUAAAGGUUUUAUUAGGAAGGAUCACAUGCUCAAACACUACGAGACUCACAAACGUAGGGCGAUGAUGAAGGCCGGAGGUUCAUCGUCCAAGAGGAGACGGUGAUCUUCUAGAAUUCUAGCACUUUGGCACUUUCUUUCUAAAUGUUGUAAAUCUAGUUCAAUAUUUUUAUUACUUGUACAUAUAAUUUUAUAUAACAGACCUCGUGAAUUAUUCCUAACAUUUUCGAAAGAUCUUAAGGAUUACAGAGUAAAUGUAACUUGAAUUGCUCAACAUUGAUUAUUCACAAUAAUUCAAUUCAAUACCUAACUCAGAACAGCAAUACCUCAGAAUCUCAGAUGAAAUAGAAAUAUUAAAUAUUUAUAUCAGAUUAUAUUAUCAAGUGGAUGUACAAAACUUUAGAUUGAAAUAUAUUGAUAUUGUAUAAAUGAUAGAUUUUAGAAUUUUGUCAGUUUUUCGCUUUUCACAAAAAAAUGUUGAUAUUUGCACCUUGAACUAUCGGCCUUGGAAUUCCAUCGCAAUCUUCAAUUAUUUUUGUUUUUUUUUUAAUAAUGCCAACUCAGGAAAAAAUCAAUUCUUCUGUGAUGUUGCCGAUGAGAAUCAAUCAUAUUUUCAAAUAGGAUACUGCCUAAAAUUGUAAAUAUAUGAAACCUCAACUUGAACUUUUGAAACUGCCGAAAACAUUUUUUUGUGAAACGUUUGUUGAUUAACGAAAAUUUCAAAACGAGAAUUUAAUGUUUUCCAAUUUUUCAACUGAAAAAAGGGUGUUUGUCCGUGAAUUGAAGUAAUAAUACGCAAUAAUGUAACAACGCAUAUUUUGAUAUUUGUUCAAGAAACCCGUUUACAAAAUGUGUAAAUAUUUUCUUUUAGAUCUAUCAUUAAUGACGAAUCUACCUCAGUUACGAAUCCACAUUACUUGAAUUUGGUGCCAAUUGAGUGUUUUAUGUUAUAACCCUCUCAGGGUAUUGCCACCAACGACUUUGACACUUACUUUGUAAUACUAAUUAACCGAUGAAAAACUUUUUGAUGCUCUCACCCAUUACCUAGGUAAUUGCCAGAAAAGGAACCUGAAGACUUUGAUUUAUUAGGGUGAAUACGUUGGUCGAUAUGUGAUAUUUUUAUUGGUGUAGUGAAAAGUAUUUUUUGUAUGUGUCAACUUCUCGUAAGGUGGCAAAAAAACGAAUGUGCAAUUUCAAUGUUAUGCGCCAGGAUCUGUGAGAGUUACCAGAAAAAACUUUUCUGUUUUUUGAUAGUUGAAUAUGUGAUCUAUGUUAAUUUAAUUCGUAUGACUUUUCUGGCGCAUAUUUUCCUGCGGUUCUUUGUAUUUAAGACGUUACCGCCAUUGUAAAACUUUUCUUAGACUGACUUUAUAUUUGUAUCUUUGUAUUUUGUUAUUUUAAUUGUAUAUAUUAAAUGUAUAAUUGCGAGGGUCUUUUGUUAAUAAACCAUUUUCUGUUGACAUACCAAUGAACAAAUAAAUAUUAUACUGGUUUUAAAAAAUG
Messenger RNA from Harmonia axyridis, 4442 nucleotides. Its product is annotated as transcriptional activator/repressor GIS1-like. NCBI's taxonomy places the organism in Eukaryota, Metazoa, Arthropoda, Insecta, Coleoptera, Coccinellidae. The transcript has a single exon. Gene Ontology annotation, molecular function: zinc ion binding; RNA polymerase II cis-regulatory region sequence-specific DNA binding; DNA-binding transcription factor activity. Gene Ontology annotation, biological process: regulation of transcription by RNA polymerase II. The coding region runs from base 361 to 3045 and encodes 894 amino acids. The record is from RefSeq and is a predicted model, not a curated record.